AUGGCUAUUACCAACGGAGCGGAAGGAGAGGUUCCCAGGGCUCGGGUGCUCUGUCCAGAAAAGCUUUCCGCAGACGGCCUGACUCUGCUCCGCAAGACACUUGACGUCGACGAAAAGCAAGGCCUAACACCAGACCAACUCAUCUCCAUCAUCCCCGAAUACGAUGCUCUGUUGGUCCGCUCCGAGACGAAAGUCACCGCGGAGCUGCUCAAUGCCGCCCGUAAACUGAAAGUUGUCGCUCGAGCGGGUGUUGGUGUGGACAAUGUCGAUGUCCCCGCUGCCACAAGGCUGGGCAUCGUGGUGGUCAACUCGCCGAGCGGCAAUAUUCAAGCUGCUGCCGAGCACACGAUUGCCUUGCUCAUGAGUAUGGCCAGGAACAUCCCCGAUGCUUGUGCGAGUCUGAAGGGCGGGAAGUGGGAGAGAAGUCGGCUCGUCGGUGUCGAGGUCAAAGGGAAGACCCUGGGGAUUAUCGGCUUGGGCAAAGUCGGCCUGAUCGUCGCUCGAAUGGCUCGAGGCCUAGGAAUGAACGUCGCCGCCGCGGAUCCGUACGCCUCACCUUCCGUUGCUACCGCCGCAAACGUUCAACUCGUAGAAUCUCUCUCCGAGUUGCUCCCUCUUGCCGACUUCCUCACGAUCCAUACCCCGAUGCUGGCAUCAACUCGUGGUAUGCUCUCGACGUCGGAGCUCAACUCGAUGAGGCGAGGUGCGCGCAUCCUCAACGUCGCCCGCGGAGGCAUCGUCGACGAAGAGGCCCUGUUGUCGGCGCUCGAGUCCGGUCACAUCGCAGGCGCCGCGAUCGACGUGUUCACCUCCGAGCCACCGCACAAGGACGCCAACUCCUGGGCGGCAAAACUCGUCCAGCACCCCAAGUGCAUCGCCACACCUCACUUGGGCGCCUCGACAAUCGAAGCACAAGAGAACGUGUCCAUCGACGUGUGCGAGCAAGUGCUGCAGAUCCUCGCGGGAGACCUGCCCAGAAGCGCCGUCAACGCCCCCAUCAUACUACCCGCCGAGUACAAGACCCUGCAACCGUUUGUGCGCCUCGUCGAGAAGAUGGGCUCCCUCUACACCCAACACUUCACGUCGCCGAACCAACCCCUCCACCGCCGAAACAUGAACACCUUCGACCUGAUCUACGAGGGCGAAAUCGCCAACAUGUCGUCCACGAAACCCCUUUUCGCGGCCCUGAUCAAGGGCCUCACAUCGCCCAUCUCGGACGCUGAAGGCUUCAACGUCAACAUCGUGAACGCCGAAAUGGUGGCCAAGGAACGUGGCAUCUUCGUCAACGAGCAGAAAUCCCGUGACCCGUCCACGCAAGCGUAUUCCAGCCUCGUGACGCUCGUCGUCCGACCCGCCAGUCGAGCACCCUCGCUGUCUCGGCAUUCCAGCGCCAUUGAGACCCCCACUGUUUCGUCCAACCCAGGGCCCAGCGAAGGCGGCGGCACCAAGCAGCACAUCAUCUCGGGCUACUGCAGCGACAACUCCCCCUUCAUCAGCCGGGUCGACCGCUUCGCCACGUCCUUUGUGCCAGACGGCACGUUGUUGAUCUGCCACAACUACGACUCGCCGGGCAAGAUCGGACUCGUGGGCAGUAUUCUGGGCCGAGAGGGCGUCAACAUCAACUUCAUGAGCGUCGCGCCCGCUACAUACUCCGCAGCAUCCACGCUGGGUUCAACUGACGCGCAAGCAGCUAAAGAGACGACCGAGGCGUUGAUGAUCCUGGGCGUCGACAAGGAGGUCGGAGAGGCUGUCAAGAAAGAGCUGGUCAACGCGAAGGGUGUAUUGAGCGUGAGUAGCGUGACGUUGUGA
This is a messenger RNA of Cladophialophora carrionii CBS 160.54, 1809 nucleotides long. Its product is annotated as phosphoglycerate dehydrogenase. Gene Ontology annotation, molecular function: phosphoglycerate dehydrogenase activity; NAD binding. Lineage: Eukaryota; Fungi; Ascomycota; Eurotiomycetes; Chaetothyriales; Herpotrichiellaceae. The transcript has 2 exons. Gene Ontology annotation, biological process: L-serine biosynthetic process. The coding region runs from base 1 to 1809 and encodes 602 amino acids. The record is from RefSeq and is a predicted model, not a curated record.